AUGGAGACGGAGCGAUACCGGUGCCAGAGCAGUCGGUACAUCGAGAGCGGGCAGUCGGCGGUGCCCAGCUCGGUGUUGUUCGCCGCCGGCUUGUUGGGCAACGUGUUGGCGUUGCUGCUGCUGGGCCAGCACCGGCGGCGUUCCCGGUCGCCCGGUGGCCGCUCGCCGAGGGUCUCUGCUUUCUACGUGCUGGUGAGCGGGCUGGCAGUCACCGACCUGCUGGGCAAGUGCUUGCUCAGCCCCAUCGUGCUGGCAGCCUACGCCUACAACCGCAGCCUCAGCGAGCUGGGACCGGGCGGGCAUACUGAAGGCAAACCGGGUGUCCUCUGCCAGCUCUUCGCCUUCCUCAUGGCCUUCUUCGGGCUGGCCCCCACCCUGCUGCUGCUGGCCAUGGCGCUGGAGUGUUGGCUCUCCUUGGGGCAUCCCUACUUCUACCGACGGCAUCUCACCCGGCGGCUGGGUGCUACGUUGGGGCCGGCGGCGGCGGGGCUCUGCGCCCUUUUCUGCGCCCUGCCGCUGCUGGGUUUCGGGGUGCCCAUGCAGUACUGCCCCGGGACAUGGUGCUUCAUCCGCAUGGCCAGUGACGAGCCGCGCCAGCUCGGCUUCCCGGUCCUCUACGCCAGCCUGAUGGGCCUGUUGGUGUUGGCCAUCGGCGCCUGCAACGUGAGCAGCAUGCGGCACCUCUACAGCAUGGCACGGCGGCAGCCCCCCCCCGGGGCUGCCGCCCCGUGCAUGGAGGAGCUUGACCACCUCAUCUUGCUGGGGCUCAUGACCGUCCUCUUCACCGUCUGCUCCCUGCCGCUCAUCAUCCGGGCAUACAUGGGGGCAUUUGCUGCUGAUUUCAACGAGAACGCUGACCUCAGCGCCCUGCGGUUUCUCUCUGUGAACUCCAUCGUUGACCCCUGGGUCUUCAUCAUUUUCCGCACCUCCGUCUUCCGCAUGUUUGUCCGCAGGGUUCGCCGGAGGCUGAAUUCCCGGAAAGCCAGCCUGAAAGGGCCUAACCAGGGAGGCGAUGGCCAGUUUUGCCCCCUGGGCUGGCGCAGGACAGACACCCCGCAGCUCGGCUUCUCCUGA
Molecule: messenger RNA, 1074 nt
Organism: Nipponia nippon (crested ibis)
Lineage: Eukaryota; Metazoa; Chordata; Aves; Pelecaniformes; Threskiornithidae
Source: RefSeq, a predicted model, not a curated record